This is a messenger RNA of Suricata suricatta (meerkat), 2433 nucleotides long. It is a transcript of the gene KCNIP2, whose product is annotated as potassium voltage-gated channel interacting protein 2. Lineage: Eukaryota; Metazoa; Chordata; Mammalia; Carnivora; Herpestidae. Bases 257 to 1003 code for a protein of 248 amino acids. Gene Ontology annotation, cellular component: voltage-gated potassium channel complex. The record is from RefSeq and is a predicted model, not a curated record. Gene Ontology annotation, biological process: regulation of potassium ion transmembrane transport. The transcript has 10 exons. Gene Ontology annotation, molecular function: potassium channel regulator activity; calcium ion binding.
GGGGCGGAGGAGAGAGGCGGCUUGGCUCCAGCUCUCUGCUUUGCUCCGCUCUGCCUCCGGCUCGGCGCGCUCAUCUACUGCCCAAGCCUCCGGCUCCUGCCCCAGGACCCCAGGCGGGACCCCAGUCCAUUCCAGACUCAGCCCCAGCCCCGACAGCGUGCAACGCCGCCAGGGGGCGCCGUGUGAGCGCCCUAUCUUGGCUACCCGGCGCCCCCUCCCACGGCCCAGGCGGGACGGGACGGGGGCGCCGGGGGCCAUGCGGGGCCAGGGCCGCAAGGAGAGUUUGUCCGAUUCCCGAGACCUGGAUGGAUCCUAUGACCAGCUCACAGGCCACCCUCCAGGGCCCACUAAAAAAGCGCUGAAGCAGCGGUUCCUCAAGCUGCUGCCUUGCUGCGGGCCCCAAGCCCUGCCCUCAGUCAGUGAAACAUUAGCAGUCCCAGCCUCCCUCCGCCCCCACAGACCCCGCCCGCUGGACCCAGACAGCGUGGAGGAUGAGUUUGAACUGUCCACCGUGUGUCAUCGGCCAGAGGGUCUGGAACAGCUGCAGGAGCAAACCAAGUUCACACGCAAGGAGUUGCAGGUCCUGUACCGGGGCUUCAAGAAUGAAUGUCCCAGCGGAAUUGUCAAUGAGGAGAACUUCAAGCAGAUUUACUCUCAGUUCUUUCCUCAAGGAGACUCCAGCACAUAUGCCACUUUUCUCUUCAAUGCCUUUGACACCAACCAUGAUGGCUCUGUCAGUUUUGAGGACUUUGUGGCUGGUCUGUCGGUGAUUCUUCGGGGAACCAUAGAUGACAGGCUAAACUGGGCCUUCAAUCUGUAUGACCUCAACAAAGAUGGCUGCAUCACCAAGGAGGAAAUGCUUGAUAUCAUGAAAUCUAUCUAUGACAUGAUGGGCAAGUAUACGUAUCCUGCACUCCGAGAGGAGGCCCCAAGGGAGCAUGUGGAGAGCUUCUUCCAGGUGCCUGGGACUGGAAGAUGGACAGGAACAAGGAUGGUGUGGUGACCAUUGAGGAAUUCAUUGAGUCUUGCCAGAAGGACGAGAACAUCAUGAGGUCCAUGCAGCUCUUUGACAAUGUCAUCUAGCUCCCCAGGAGAGGGGGUCAGUUGUCCUGGGGGCGGGGGAACCAUGCUCUAGCCCUAGUCCAGGUGGAACUCACCCUUCUCUUCCCAGGUCUGCCCUCAUCCUCACCCGGCCCUGGGGGCUGUAGGAAUCCAAGAGCCUGGGGGUUCAGUGGUCCUGACUGCUGGAGCCAAAGGGGUCAGGGAGUGGGGAGAGUGUACCUGUGGAGUGUUCCCAUCUCCCAACAGCUCCCACCCUGUUCCUGCCUGACACUCAGUGCUGAGGGUGCCCUUGUUAUAGGAAAUAAGUGGUUCUCGACCUUCCAUCCCUACUCUAGAAACUACAACACUAGACAAAAUGUCUCCUGCUAUGGUGCUUCCCCUAUCCCUGAUCUCAUAUGCAUUUUCUCUAAGAUCCUUCUCAGAGAGGCUACUCUGUCAAUGGCACUGACUAGCCUUUCAGACCAGGGCCUCUGAGAACCUUUUGGAGGGGGGCAAGAAUGUAGAGGGGAGAAAUCUUAGGCCUGAGCUGGGUGGUUAGGCCAUAGGUGGCUGGGAUAGAGUGCAGGAAAGCCUGGGGAUGGUCAGUAACACCUCAGGCAUGCCAGACUGUAGGUCUAAGCGCCAUAUGUGUGCCACCUCAGGCUAUCAGAAUAUGAGUUUCCAGGCUCUUCAGAAGACUCUGUCUCCUUGGGAAUGGCCCAGAAAUGUCCAUACUCUCCUCAGUAUUCCAGGAGAGCUUGGGAUUCUGAUAUCUGGCUCAUCUCUGGAAUUCCUUCCUCUCCUUCCUUCCUGUGUGUAGGGGUGGUGGCAGCAGCAGGGGAAUAUGGAUGGGAGAUGUCCCAGCUGAAAUCUGCCAAAGUUUCAGCCUACCCUCUGAUGGUUGCCACUUAAGUUUUCAUUUGCCAUUUAUUUUAGACCUAAGGUCUAAAAUAGACCUGGAGGCAUGGAGUGAGUCAGGGACCAUCCAGGGGAUGCCUUAGAAGAAAGGGGAGGGAGGGAGGCCCGUAUUCCAUCUGAAACCAGUGUGGGGGCAUUCACUAGAAUCUUUGCUUACCCAGGCUCUAUUCUACCCCCCACGUAACCUCCACAGUUCCUACCUAGGGUCUCCUCUUGCUCUAUUCAGUCUACCCAGAGAUGCCCCUGAACACACCGAGAAGGCAGGGACCACUCUUGCCAUGCUGCCACCCUUUAAUAUACUUGCUUGUUCCAUUUAGCUCACCCUCCCAGUCAGUCAGGAUCUGAGGGUAAGGGCCCUAAGGGAGGCCCCUUGCCCAUCAGAACACUGUUGACUGCUUUGCAUUUUUGGCUUCUCUGUAUAUUUUGUAAAAUAAAAACUGUACCAGAUCCAAUAAAACACAAUGGCUAUGCAUA